Messenger RNA from Adineta ricciae, 1014 nucleotides. The record is from the annotation of a GenBank genome assembly. NCBI's taxonomy places the organism in Eukaryota, Metazoa, Rotifera, Eurotatoria, Adinetida, Adinetidae.
AUGGCUUCCUCGACGGAUUCAACGAAAGUCUCGUGUGCAAUAUGUAAAAAAGCCAAAGGACAAUUUAAAUGCGAAGGAUGUUCGCAAACUUUUUGUCCAAACCAUUCAAUAGAACAUCGAAACGAACUCAGCAAGCAAUUCGAUGAAAUUGUUUUCACUUAUGAUUCUAUUCAACAAGCGCUCUUACAGCAAACGCAAGGUCUUCAGCAGCACCCAUUGGUGCAAAAACUCAAUCAAUGGGAAGCAGAUUCCAUAUUGAAGAUUCAACAAGUGGCCCAACAGCUCAGGAACGAAUUGUCGAAUGAGUCUGUACAGCGCACAAGUGAAACGAGAGAAGAAUUGCAGCAAGUGUCUAACGAACUCAAACAGGGCCGAGAAGACAAUGAUUAUAGUGAGAUUGAAUUACGAAAAUGGAUACAAAAACUAGAAAGCAUUGAAAAAGAAUUGCUAAAUCCUACAAAUGCAUGUAUCUAUGAGGACUCUGCUGCACUUGUUCGCAAAAUCUCCAUCGUUCGCCAAGGCAUUCUAGAUAGAUUCGAUCGCACGUCCGUUAAUGGAAAGAUAGAGGAAAAUGGAUAUGUUGUGACGAAAGAUAAUCUUUCUGGUCACAUAGAAGUACGCGGAAAAAAUGAGUAUACCACUGGCAGUUAUACUCUGAGAUUUCAAGUUGACUAUUUAAUACCGAAUGGUUGGAUAUUCUUCGGGAUCAUUUCGAACUUCACACCUAUGAAAAAUGAAUCAUUCGCCUCUUCAACUACAUAUGGCUGGUCGAAUCGACAUCAAACUUAUACUGCUGGUAAUCUCAAUAAUCCAUCAACUCUCGAAGUUUUGGAAGGCGAUGUCAUUGUACUACUGAUUAAUUGUGAUGAACAGACAAUUGAAAUGACAAAUGAAAGAUUGAACCGUACUCAAAAGCUUCCGAUCGAUACCCAAAAAUGCUUAUUUCCCUGGCAGCUUCACCUGAACCUUCAUGCGCCCAAUACGAAAGUACGAAUUCUAUUUUCAAGUGUUUAA